Molecule: messenger RNA, 1072 nt
Organism: Hippopotamus amphibius kiboko
Lineage: Eukaryota; Metazoa; Chordata; Mammalia; Artiodactyla; Hippopotamidae
Gene: ARF5
Product: ADP ribosylation factor 5
Exons: 6
Coding region: 133-675 (180 amino acids)
Biological process (GO): vesicle-mediated transport; intracellular protein transport
Cellular component (GO): plasma membrane; cytoplasm
Molecular function (GO): GTP binding; GTPase activity
Source: RefSeq, a predicted model, not a curated record
GCGGGCCGGGACGCGCGGAGGCGGCGGCGGCACCUCCUCCUGCUGCUGCUGCUGCGCCCCAUCCCCCAGCGGCCGGCCGGCUCCAGCCCGCACCCCGCGUCGGUGCCCGCGCCCCCUCCCCCGGGCCCCGCCAUGGGCCUCACCGUGUCCGCGCUCUUUUCGCGGAUCUUCGGGAAGAAGCAGAUGCGGAUCCUCAUGGUUGGCUUGGAUGCAGCUGGCAAGACCACAAUCCUGUACAAACUGAAGUUGGGGGAGAUUGUCACCACCAUCCCCACCAUAGGCUUCAACGUGGAAACAGUGGAAUACAAGAACAUCUGUUUCACAGUCUGGGACGUGGGUGGCCAGGACAAGAUUCGGCCUCUGUGGCGGCACUACUUCCAGAACACUCAGGGCCUCAUCUUCGUGGUGGACAGUAAUGACCGAGAGCGGGUCCAGGAAUCUGCUGAUGAACUCCAGAAGAUGCUGCAGGAGGACGAGCUGCGGGAUGCAGUACUGCUGGUGUUUGCCAACAAGCAGGACAUGCCCAACGCCAUGCCCGUGAGCGAGCUGACCGACAAGCUGGGGCUACAGCACUUGCGCAGCCGCACGUGGUACGUCCAGGCCACCUGUGCCACCCAAGGCACGGGCUUGUACGAUGGGCUGGACUGGCUGUCCCAUGAGCUGUCGAAGCGCUAACCAACCAGGGGCCGGCCCCUGCUGCCCGGAAGCUCCCGCGUGCAUCCCGGGAUAACCAGACUCCCGGACUCCUCAGGCAGUGCCCUUCCCUCCCAACGCCUCCUCCCCCGCAGACACGGGCCUCUGCUCCUGCUCCUGCCUGCAUGUUCUCUCUGUCGUUGGAGCCUGGAGCCCCGCUCUCUGGGCACGGAGGGGUGUGCUCUCCUGCUUGCUGGGACCUGUGGAAAGGGGCUUCCAGGGCCAAGCUCCCUUCUUCCAGAGGAGGAGCAGGGAUCUGGGUUUACUUUUGUUUUUUCCAUUUCGGGUGUACCCUUGGGGCCAGGUGGGGAGGGAAGGUGAGGGCUCCGGGUGGUGCUAUGAUGUGGCACUGGAUAUAAUAAAUUUGCUGUGGUUUGUA